Messenger RNA from Zalophus californianus (California sea lion), 3460 nucleotides. It is a transcript of the gene DEGS2, whose product is annotated as delta 4-desaturase, sphingolipid 2. The transcript has 3 exons. Gene Ontology annotation, biological process: sphinganine metabolic process; ceramide biosynthetic process. The record is from RefSeq and is a predicted model, not a curated record. Gene Ontology annotation, cellular component: membrane. NCBI's taxonomy places the organism in Eukaryota, Metazoa, Chordata, Mammalia, Carnivora, Otariidae. Bases 74 to 1045 code for a protein of 323 amino acids. Gene Ontology annotation, molecular function: sphingolipid delta-4 desaturase activity.
CGCGCGCUUGGGCAGGCAGGUGGAGGAGAGCUGAGCGGUCCACCGCGUUCGGUGCUACGCUCCGGGCCCCACCAUGGGUAACCGCGCGGGCCGCACCGACUUCGAGUGGGUCUACACCGACCAGCCGCACACGCAGCGGCGCAAAGAGAUGCUCGCCAAGUACCCGGCCCUCAAGGCCCUGAUGCGGCCGGACCCUCGGCUCAAGUGGACGGUGCUGGGGCUGGUGCUGGUGCAGCUGCUGGCCUGCCGGCUGGCGCGGGACCUGCCGUGGCGCUGGCUGCUCUUCUGGGCCUACGCCUUCGGCGGCUGCAUCAACCACGCGCUGACACUGGCCAUCCACGACAUCUCUCACAACGCGGCCUUCGGCUCGGGCCGCGCGGGGCACAACCGCUGGCUCGCCGUGUUCGCCAACCUGCCCGUGGGCCUGCCCUACGCCGCCUCCUUCAAGAAGUACCACGUGGACCACCACCGCUACCUGGGUGGCCACGGGCUGGACGUGGACGUGCCCACGCGCCUGGAGGGCUGGCUCUUCUGCACGCCGGCGCGCAAGCUGCUCUGGCUGCUGCUGCAGCCCUUCUUCUACUCGCUGCGGCCGCUCUGCGUGCACCCCAAGGCCGUGACCCGCAUGGAGGUGCUCAACGCCCUGGUGCAGCUGGCCGCCGACGCCGCCCUCUUCACCCUGUGGGGGCUCAAGCCCGUGGUCUACCUGCUGGCCAGCUCCCUGCUGGGCCUCGGCCUGCACCCCAUCUCGGGCCACUUCGUGGCCGAGCACUACAUGUUCGUCAAGGGCCACGAGACGUACUCCUACUACGGGCCCCUCAACUGGAUCACCUUCAACGCGGGCUACCACGUGGAGCACCACGACUUCCCCAGCAUCCCGGGCUGCAACCUGCCCCUGGUGCGGAAGAUUGCUCCCGAGUACUACGACCACCUGCCUCAGCACCACUCGUGGGUGAAGGUGCUCUGGGAUUUCGUGCUCAAGGACUCCCUGGGGCCCUACGCCAGGGUGAAGCGGGUGUGCAGGCUGGCCGAGGACGGUCUGUGAGCCCUGCUCGUGAUGGGAGUCAGGGGGACCCUGUGGGCCCCCUUGGCUCCCCUGCUGCAGAGCUGGCUAUCACCUCCCCUCCCCGCCCGCCCCCCCCCAGCCUAGGGCCCAAAACUGGUUUGGCUGCAUUUGGUUCCCACGCCCUGGCUGCACUCUGUCCCAGAGCCCAGUGCCACGUCUGGCCAUAUUGGGCACGGGCUGCAGCCUGGAGAGGCUUGGUCUGCAUCUGCACUGUCGCCCCCCCACCGGCGUGGGCCCUCCUCUUCUGCCGGCCCCGCCCUGGGUGCUCCGUGCAGCACUCUCCACGGAGCUGAUUUCUCUGCUGGUCCCACACCCUGCAUUCUGUUUGCACACCCGCAGAUCGUGGUUGCCAGUGGCGGUCAAGGCCCCAGCCAGGCCUCAGAAGGGGGCGCUGGCACCCCCAGUGGGCCUCAGGUCUGCGUGCCUCCUUCCCGGACAGCUCAGGCCAUGGCCCUUCUGCUCCCCACCCUCAGGGACUGUGGCUCUCCACGCUGGUGCUUAGGCAGCAUCCCCGGGAGGCGGGGGGGAGGGGGUUGUGCCUUUGUGGGUGGCCCCUGCAUGCCCUGGGGCGUGGGGGUCCCUGGGGUCUGGAAGCCCCUCGUUAGCAGCCUUCCCGCCUCUCCAGCCCCGCUGAGCGCUGCAGACACUGGCUUUCCUCAGUCGCACCCCUGCCUCUGCUCCACCCUGAGGCCUUGGCCUGAGGGCUGCCCUCUCUGAGCCCCAGAGGGCUGAGGCUGGACAGGGUGGGGUCUGGCUCCCUGACUAGCUUCCUCAGGACUUGAAGAGAUCUUCAGGAACGGGUGCCGCGGGCCAGACGGAGGGUAGACGGGGCUGGACAGAUAGGGGACUGGCUGAGCGAACUGUAGCUCCGGGAGCAGCAGGCCGGUGUCCUUGGGAUGACCCUGUCCUGACUGACGGGGGCACGGCUGAAACCUAGGGGGCUGCAAGGCGUGGGCUCCCGGUCUCCCAGGGGCCGGCAGGCAGGAGCAGGAGCAGGAGGGGUACCUGGGCCCCCGGGGAGGCUGAGGACCACCCCUGGAUGGGCGCCGCCGGGCUGUGCUGGCUGACCCGGGAGGAAGGCCUGGUGCCGCACCCUGUGCCUGAGACCCGGCAGGUGCUGAGCGCGGACUUCCUGCCGGGAGCUGGGAGUGGCCUCCAGAGAUGCCAGGCACCCGUGUCCCCUAGACACCGAACCUGGCCCUUGGGAAGAGGCCGCCGGCCCCGCGGCUGUUGUGGGAGGGAAGCGCAGCUUGGCCAGAGUUCUUGGAGCCUGGGCAGGUGGCUGGCCCGCUUGGGGGCUGCCGGCACAGCCUCCUGCAGAGCUGUCCUGGGGAGGAGGCUGCCCAGGGAGAAAGGUGUGCUCUGUCACCACCUGCCAGCAACCCCCCCCCCCCCCCGCCACUGGGUUAGAACGGGUGCUGGACCCGGCCGGGGUGGGGGGGCAGCCGCUCUGAGAUCAGGCCUCAGGCUGCUCACCCCACAACAGGCAGAACAGUGCUACUCCCAUCUUCCGGGUUGUUGGGAGCACUCGAUGGGUUGGGGUGUCCGGAGCCUGGCCAGAAAACAGCAGUCCCCUGUCAUCAGCCAGACUGGGGGGCCCCACCUCAUCCCCUCCCCCUCUGCCCCGAUCCCCCGGAGGACGGCUGGGCAAACUGUGUCCCUGGGGGUCAGGAGAUGGGACAGCAUUUCCAGCUUGCUCCCGGCCCAGGAGCAGAUCCUCUCUGGCUCCAAAGGGGACUCACAGGGUCUGAGAAGUGCUGGGGUGGGCCUUGGGUGGGCGUGCAGGGCAGGGCCAUGGUCCUCCCUGGACCAUGCAGCCUGUCAACUUCCCUGUCCCUGCUGCCUUGCUAAGCCCAAGCCACCACUCCCUGAGCUGUGGUCAGAAUGGAGCCAGCCCCUUUGAUGCUCCAGGUGUGGGUGGCACUCAGGGCCUGUCUCGGGGGAGGCCAUGGGGGGCAGCCCUCCCCAGGACCCCUGGCUGGAAGUGCCUGAGCAGCCCCUGCCCUCGCUCCCGCCUUCCCCUGUCCGCAUGCAGCCCAGCUGCCCGCCAGGGCCACCACCUCGUUCUCACUGCUCCUGGCCACGAGGCCUGUGGGCCGCCCACCCAGAAGGGGGCAUCCUCAGCCCGGAGUGGCCAAGAGCCGGCAUGAGAGAGCGAGCCCGAGCCAGGGGUGUGGACAGUAAGCGUUUAUUACCACGUGGACACAGACACUGCGGUGCGUGGACAGACUUCACCACCACGACGCUGGGGACAGCUCGCCACUGCCAAGGUGUUAACAGCAUCACCUAGGAGAAAACUCGGAAACCAUCUAAUGAAGUGCGUGAUUUGGGGAGUCCUCUAUAAACCAAAAGAAAUGUACGCUUAAAUAGGCAAAUAUAAAAUACAAAAAAGGC